AUGGAUGGGCCGAGAUUAAGGUCGAUUCAGCUGAAAUCCGUUAUAAAACCGGAGCAGUGGCUGGCGUCGUCGAGCACUAAUACUGCCGUCAUGAUCGCUGUCAUCCUGCUUUUGCUAGCAGUUGCGAAUUGCGAAGAUAAAAAUAAGAAGGCUCCUGAAGUAAGCGAACAACUGGAUCCAAGCGUCUACAUGCGACCGGGAUUAUUUGGAGCUGCAGGACCGGUGUGUACCUAA
This is a messenger RNA of Haemonchus placei, 234 nucleotides long. The record is from the annotation of a GenBank genome assembly. Lineage: Eukaryota; Metazoa; Nematoda; Chromadorea; Rhabditida; Trichostrongylidae.